Messenger RNA from Microtus ochrogaster (prairie vole), 2023 nucleotides. It is a transcript of the gene Ldlrad1, whose product is annotated as low density lipoprotein receptor class A domain containing 1. The record is from RefSeq and is a predicted model, not a curated record. Lineage: Eukaryota; Metazoa; Chordata; Mammalia; Rodentia; Cricetidae. Gene Ontology annotation, molecular function: protein binding. Gene Ontology annotation, cellular component: plasma membrane.
AUGGCUUCCUACGGCUUACAAUCCUGCAGUCUGUUGAUGCCAAUGUGAAUAGUGUGUUAAGGCCCGGCUCAUUUCCUCCACUCACAGUGUGAAUGAGGCACCAAGCCCUUUCUCCUUUUCGGAAACACCAGUUUGUCAUUUGUGGGAUGGGCUGCCCUUGGUGACCAGCCCGAGGACUUACACUGAGCUUUCUUUACCCCGGUUCCUGGACAUGAGUGUUGGAGCCUCGAACAAGAUCUUCCCCCAGGGAGAUGCUGAGAUCAACUCUGCUGCUGGAGGGAAAGGCCACCCUGGAGGGGAAGGCUGUGGCCCCUUCUGCUGCUCACGCCGUGGGGUCUGCCUCUCGGCCUUACUGCUGCUACUGAUGGCCAUGCUUGCUGCCUUGCUCAUCGUGGCCACCAUCCUUGGACGUCCACCCCACGGACCAGAGACCCAGUCCUGUGUGACGUUGACCAACAGGACGGGCUUCCUAUGCCAUGACCGAAGGCAUUGCAUCCCAGCCCACGGGGUGUGUGAUGGCGUUCGCACCUGUCCCCACGGUGAGGAUGAGGAUGAAAGCUUGUGCCGAGAUGUGCCCCGGAGCCUCCCCAGCUUUCUCCUGGCCCACUGUGGAGACUCAGCCUCCUGGAUCUACUCAGAUCAGAGAUGUGAUAGAAUUAACAACUGUGGGGACUGCUCAGACGAACUGAGCCCAGUAACCGCGUGUUCGCCUUGUGGCCCCGGGUGGUGGCGCUGCACUCCGACUGUCUUCAAGUACUGCAGCUGUAUCCCCAGGGUUCUGUGCCGGGACCAUGUGCAGCACUGCUCUGAUUGGUCAGACGAGUACGCCUGUUCUGGUCCCUGAGAGAGCCUCCCUCCGCAGCGUGGAAGCUGGCACCAGGAACCUUACACCAGAGCGUCAAACCCUAGACUACAAGGGCGGGAAGGAGCCUUUGACGUCAUCCAGCGACAUCUCCCCAUUGUCUCUAAACAGGAAUUAGCUUUCUCGUUUCUAGUGUCUCAGCCUCUACUUAAGCACCUCCACUAACAAGGAGCUCACUUCUGUGUUAGAAAGCUUCUAACAAUGAGGUGAGUCUGCCUCCAUCAUUUUAUGCUCCUUGGCUCCAGGGCAGGCCUGAAGGUCCCAGUCUUAUCACCGUUUGCUGAGACAGACAGAUAAAUGAGUGACUUAAAUGUCAUGACUUAAAUGUCACACAGAGGCGUAUAGCCCCCAAUGGAUAGAAAAUGAAGUACACACACUUACCAUUCAUUCGGUGCCUGAGGCAGAACCACUGAGCUCAGAGGCCACUGUAGCAUGUUGCUCAACUCACCAGCAGCCCCCGACUGAUCAUAUGGGACUGUACAUGGUAUUCUUCUAGUUCCCCAGUCUCCUGGAGGCUUGUGACUGCAGAAUGGGAGGCCUGGAGAGGGGAUCCGUGCCUUCAGCCUUGGCCCCACUGCACCCCGUGCUCUCCUGUGGGUUUAUAUUUUGGUCCUGAAGCCAGAGUAAGCCAUCCCCCUGCAUUCCUUCUAGCUUCAUAGCGCCUAGGCAGGCAAGGAUGGAUGUACUCAUUAGACAGAUAAGGAAAUUGAGGCCCAGGGAAUGACUUGCCCAGGAUGGACACUGGACCUGGGACUUAAAGUCAGUCUGUGGAACUCUAACCUUAGGGCCUUUCCCACUGUUAGACAAUAUAGCCACACAUUGUGCACAGGGGAUGGGUCUUAAAGAGGUAGCUUGACUGGGCGGUAGUGGUGCGUGUUUUUAAUCCUAGUACUCGGGAGGCACAGGCAGGUGGGUGGAUCUCUAUGAGUUCGAGGGGCCAGUCUGGUCUACAGAAUGAGAUUCAGGACAGCUAGAGCUAUUACACAGAGAAACACUGUCUCAAAAAACCAUUAAAAAAAAAAAAGAAGGAGGUAGUUUGAGGGAUCAAAAGUAACUAGUCCUAGUCCUGAAAGAGAGACUUGGGAUCUGGCUAUGGAAGGCCCCUGUUGGAAGACACAGAGGUAGCCUGCUAGAAGUUAAUAAAACCGAUGCUCUAUGCUA